Messenger RNA from Penicillium verhagenii, 294 nucleotides. RefSeq lists its product as uncharacterized. The transcript is spliced from 2 exons. The record is from RefSeq and is a predicted model, not a curated record. Lineage: Eukaryota; Fungi; Ascomycota; Eurotiomycetes; Eurotiales; Aspergillaceae. The coding region runs from base 1 to 294 and encodes 97 amino acids.
AUGUCUAGUGUAGCCCACCGAUGCUUGACUUGUAGCCAGAGAUUCUCCAGCCGAAGUCAUCUCAAACGACAUGAGGCAUCCUCACAGACGCGCUUCGUCGCCAUUAUAAAAGCUGCCCAGUGGGGCAGCAGCCGACGCCGAAGAAACCCGGACGCCGUCGGAAAGCAUGCGACGCCUGCGCGAAGAACAGAAUUACUUGUGAUUCCAGUCUUCCUUGUUCUUCGUGUCAGAGCCAAGGCGUCUCUUGCACUUACCGACGUCUUGGCUAUCGCGCAGAUGGGUCGCGCGAGCUGA